Molecule: messenger RNA, 10518 nt
Organism: Patiria miniata (bat star)
Lineage: Eukaryota; Metazoa; Echinodermata; Asteroidea; Valvatida; Asterinidae
Exons: 56
Coding region: 96-10517 (3473 amino acids)
Molecular function (GO): protein binding; signaling receptor activity
Source: RefSeq, a predicted model, not a curated record
UGAGCAUCUUUACUUGCCAGGAGGCUGUGCAUGAUUGUGGUACAGUACAUCAGCAUUUCAGGAGUUGCAGAGUGAACGUCAAGUCUGCUGUCGCCAUGGGACGACUGAUACUCCCUGGGGUUUUGCUCUGUGUGUUACUCCAUAUCAGCACACCAGCUACCACAGCAUGCUACGUACCAGUGGAUUUGUCUGGUCCAUCGGGCAAUGCAUCUUCUCUUGAGCACCCUGAUCCCUAUCCUUGGGACUAUGACUGCCAACUCUUCACCAUUACUGUCGACGAUGAUAAGAUCAUCCGUCUGAUGUUUGACAGCUUUGAUCUCGGGGAUGAUGAUGUUCUUAUGAUCAGUGAGCCCAACAAGGUUGAUCCUUUGAUUUUACGAGCAGGGAGGCUUCCCAAAAACUACUACAGUUCUGGAAACACAGUGCAGCUCAAUUUCACAUCGGAGAGCUACAAUGCAGACAACCGUACAGGCUUUCUUGCUUACUACACAGAGUCAGAUAGGGUUAUUCCAGAGCUGAAGCAACUUGUCCAGUCCUACAACCUCAUUCCUGGCAAACCUACUGUGAUUCGAUCCCUGGAUUACCCACAAUCCUACCGUGACUUGGUGUUGUAUUUCUUCACCUUCACAUCGACCCCCAACACCAGGAUCUGGGCUGAGAUCAUGGAUCUGGACACGGAGGAAGGACUUGACUUCAUCGAGAUGGGCAACGGGGUCAAUGCCAGCCAGCGAUUUGAGACCAGGUUGGCACGGGUGUCUGGUAGACGAGGCAGGUAUCAGCCAGUGGUAUCGGAGAGCAAUGAGAUGUGGUUGCUGUUUGAGAGCGACUAUUCAGUUACUGGACGUGGAUUCUCUGUCAUGCUGUAUGAGACGUCAAUGGGUCUUCCAGAUGCGAAAAAUGAGACUGCUAUGCCUGCUAAUGUUACAUGUGGGGAAAAUAUCACCAUUCCAGAGUCAGGUUCCACAUCUGUAUCACUGUCCAACUACGACAAUGACUUGCUGUGCAUAUGGAAAGUAUCUGGUGUUGCCGGUUUGAGAAUUAGAAUGACACCAGAUAACUUCAGUCUGGAAUAUGGUUUUGAUGUUCUAGAGAUUGGCAGUGGAUCUGAUCCCAUGGAUCAAUCCUCCCGUUUCAUCUCGCUGACUGGAGAUAAUCUCAGCGGUCCCAUGAUGCUGGAAUCUGACGCAGUAUGGCUCAGAUUCCGCAGUGAUGCCACGACCUCAGAUCAAGGAUUCAGUAUUACAUUUGAUCAGCCCACCACAAAUGAUUGCGGAGGAGAAUUCUACAUUAACGACACCAACCCAAGCAUCACUGUAGCAGUUGACGGCACAGACUUACCAUCGUCGCAAUGCCAGUGGGUCAUUCAUGGUAGACCUGGCCGCUUCAUCAGUGGCAACACCAUCAAUUUCAACACAGAGGAUGUGUAUGACGUAGUAGAGAUCGGCACUGGGGAUAAUCCAGCUGAUCCUAAGACAAGAAUUAAGAUGAUUGCAGGAAGUAUGGAAGAAGGGAUGUUCUACACAACUUCCGACACUGUGUGGGUCACUUUCACCGUCAAUGGCGGCCAGGCUGGGCAAGGCUUCAACAUGUCAUUCACUGAUGAUGCCUGUGGAAUCACCACCCUAUUGGACAGACAGGGAACCAUCCAAUCCCCUGGUUACCCUGUCAGUUACCCUAGCGACGCCGACUGCCAGUGGAUCAUCCAAGUCCGUGGGGGUUAUAACAUCAAACUGACCGUUACUGACCUGAGCACAGAGUAUGGCCAUGAUAAGCUGCUUAUUGGUGGUGUGGAGCCCCAGGAUUCUGGGUGGUCACCGUAUUAUGAGCUGACUGGUGAGAUGGAAUCUGCUCAAGUGAUGAGCCAGUACAACGGCUUGUCCCUGCGACUCAUCAGUGAUGGAUCUAUGCAGUAUGGGGGAUUCUCUGCCACCUAUGAAGAAACAUUUUCCUGCCCCGAGGGAUAUGUACUGGGCAACAAUGGCAGUGCCUGCUACAAGUUUGUAUUGUCCCCAUCUACUUGGGAGGAAGCACGAGAUGAAUGCCUCAAUGUUGCCGAUGGCGACUUGCUUGUUAUCAACGACCAGGCAGAGUUUGAGUACAUCCAAGAGAUGGCCACCAACAUCACUGGUGACUGGUGGGUAGGAUGGUAUGAUCUAGCCAUUGAAGGGCAGUGGAGCUGGGUCGACUGCCAGGCUAGCACUAGCUGGGCCAAUAGCAGGUGGGCCAAUAGUUCCUCUGGAGAUGCUGCUAUGGAAGAAGACUGCGGGAUGUUGCUAGGAGACUCGGGUCUCCUUGACGACAGGAACUGCAGCAUCCCUAUGAAGUUUGUGUGCGAGACCACCAAGAAAGACUAUACUGAUGCAUCUCCAAGUCUCAUCCGUGGUCGAGCAACCUCCAGCUCCAGUAUUCUACUGUCCUGGCGUGUGUCGUCCAUCAUCUGUGAUCUCCGUGGAUAUCAGAUCCGUUACAACACCACUGCAGCCAUGGAUCAGUUCAACUACAUCGACGUCAUGGAUCCACAGGCAAGCUCAGUUGAAGUGACUGGUCUGAUGCCCCAAACCACCUAUCUCUUUGAGUUUGUGUUUGACACAUUCUCCGAUGGUUUGUCCUCCUACCGAACCGCAAAGUCAAUUUUUGCCUCAACAGAAGAAAGCCCAUGCCCCGAGGGCUUUGAGCCUGGUUAUGCUGACAACUGUUACAAGUUUGUCAAGAAGUUGGUGACGUAUGAGGAUGCGAGAGCUGACUGCCAGCGGACUCCAGGGGGCGAUCUUGUCAUCAUCAACGACGUUUCAGAGCAGCAAUACAUUCAGAAUAGAAGUGUGGAUGGUGAUUGGUGGAUAGGUUUGAAUGACCGCGCUGUGGAGGGGCGUUUCCGUUGGCCAGACUGCAGCCCACUGACCAUCUGGCAAUCCAGACAGUGGGCUCCUGACCAACCCAACGACCUGACCGGCAGUCAGGAUUGUGGUCAGCUGUUGGAGACUGGACAAUGGAACGACUGGCAAUGUGACCGACCAAUGCAGUACAUCUGUGAAAUUAUUACCAAAAAUUUUGAACCUGAGGAAGUGAGGCCCAGAUUCUUCACAGCUGUUGAGGUGACCCCAUACUCUAUUCGAUUGUCUUGGCUUCCCCCUGUGAAUGACUGUGACAUCAAGGGCUAUACCAUCAUGUGGAGGCGGGUUGGUGACGCACCCAUGAUGGCACCCAUUGAAGGGGUAGAGACCACCGAACUCAUCGUUGAUAACCUGAUACCUGAAGAGACCUACUCCUUCCAGAUUGCUGCCGAGACAUUCAGGCAGACUCUGCCUUUCAGCUCGCCCCGGAAUGUGACGUUGUCGCCAGGCACUGGCUUCUGCCCCGGUGAUUAUGAGAUUGGCCUGAAUGACACCUGCUACAAGUUUGUCAAGAGGCUGGUGACUUGGGACGAAGCAAGGAUGGAUUGCCGCUCCUUCCGCAAUGGUGACCUGGUCAUCAUUGAUGAUGUCAUCGAGCAUGAAUACAUCAUGGAGAGAAUCGUGGAUGGUGAUUGGUGGAUUGGCUUUAGCGACCGUGGGACAGAAGGUCGCUGGCAGUCGGUCAACUGCACGGACCUGACCCCUUGGCAGGCUUCCAACUGGGCCCCUGACCAACCUAAUGACCUGUCUGGAACUCAGGACUGUGGUCAGCUGUUGGAGACUGGUCAAUGGAACGACUGGCAGUGCGACCGACCCAUGCAGUACAUCUGUGAGAUCGCACCCAGAGUGUUUAACCCAGAAGACCAAGUGGCCACCAACCUCACACUGGAAGAAGUUACUUCUUCCUCAGUCACUGUGAGCUGGAUGCCUCCCUCCUACAGCUGUGAUGUCCUGGGUUAUCGCAUCACCUACACCAUAUCUCUGAGCAUCUACACGUUAGACGUGGAAGGUGGCGACACAUCUCAGGUUACCGUGAGCGGUCUACGUCCGUUGAGUCGUUACUCCUUCACCCUUCAGACCAAGAUGGCAAUGGGCAACUCAGAGCCUAGUGAACCCGUCAUCGCCAAUACUGCUGCUUUCGAGGGUUGUGAGGAUGCCAUUCUACGCACGGAUGCUGUCGGCAACAUAACAUCUCCUCUGUUCCCCGAUAACUACCCACGCCUCGUCAACUGUCUCUAUCGCAUUGAUCUGUCUGCAUCUGUUGGAGCUGAUGCUCGCAUCAGACUACGAUUUGUGACUUUCUCCCUGGGCGCCGAUGACUAUAUUGAGAUCAGAGAGCUUGAUUCAACUUCAAGGAAUAAUGGGAUUCCUACGAUUGUGAAAGGCCGGGGACCAGUUAAGGACUAUUUUAGCUCUGGCAACUCACUGGAAAUUGAGUUUGUGUCGGACACCACUGCCGAAGCCCGCGGCUUCAGAAUUCUAUACUCCCUGUCUGAUGAAGUCCAACCAGCCGUUAAAGAUUGCGGAAUGACUUACACAGUCAAGACGAACACCCUGCUGGGCUUUGAGUCGGUAGGCUACCCCAACCGCUACGACAACUACCAGGACUGUACCUGGUUCUUCACUUGCAGUCCAGGCAAAGUCAUGUUUGCAUACCUCCGUAAGGCUGGCCUAGAAGACGGCUACGAUUGGUUGGUGGUCGGCGAUGGCGGCGAUCCAAUGAAUGAGACCUCGGUGCUACAGCAGGUUACUGGCAAGGCCGAGGAAAUCAGCCUCUUCUCAGAAGAUAACAUGAUGUGGAUGACCUUCAACUCGGACUACUCCAACUCUGGGAAUGGCUUCAGCUUCUUGGUGGAGGAAAUCGACCCAACUGAAGUUUCAGGGCCGCCACCCAAGGUCCAGAGAUCUGGUGACGUUGGAAUCCAGUCAACCUGUGGAGGUGAUAUCCUGGUGCCUAACGACGGACAAGCAAUCAUUACAUCACCCAACUACCCAGACGACUAUGACAGCAACACUACAUGCAUCUGGCUAAUCACUGGCGUCCCGGGACGCAGAUUUCAAAUGAGCUUUACUUACUUCAACACGGAGAAAAGCUACGACUACUUAACUGUGGGUUCCGGUCUGGAUCCGUCUGAUGUCACAUCCCUGCGCACAGCGGCGUCUGGUUCCAGCCUACCCAGUGACAUUGUACUGGCCAGUGACACUGCGUGGGUACUGUUUGCAUCAGAUAGCUCCAUCAAUGCUGGAGGUUUCUCCAUCAGUAUCCAAAAUGGAAACGACUGUGAGGUGAUUCUGACUGUACCUGCUGGCGGUAAUGUAACUGUGAUGUCACCCAACUACCCCAGUGAUUACCCAAGCAACUCAUACUGCUUCUGGACCAUCGUCGGUCAGUCAGGCCAGGCCCUCAGAGCCGACAUUGUCAGUUUCAGUACUGAGGAUGGAUAUGACUUUGUGGAUGUCGGUGUGGGUAACCAGCCUGCUAACCUCUCCACACGCUUCAUACACACAUCUGGCACCGGUGUCCAACCAUUCAGUGCAGAAUCCAGCACUCUGUGGAUGACGUUUACCAGCGAUGGCACCAAUAAUGAUGGAGGAUUCGAGGUCGUUUUCUAUGACGAUAGUUGUGACGAUACCGUCAUUGAGAAUACCACUUCGGGUAGAAUAGAGUCGCUUAACUUCCCCAACACCUACCCCAAUAACCUGGACUGCGUCUGGACCAUCCGCGUUGGUGACAUCUUCCGAGUCAAGCUGAUGUUUGAAGCGUUUGAUGUCGAGGCCGGCUUUGACAAACUAAUCAUUGAUGGUGUGCAAGGCGGCAGUACAUUGACUUUGACUGGUUCCGACCUCCCUGACGACAUUGUAAGUGAAACCAAUGAGAUCACAAUCCGGUUCCAGACUGACUCGGACGGAGGCACCUCUGGAUUUGCUCUGAUGUUUGAAGAAACAUACUAUUGCCCGGAUGGAUAUGUUGCAUUCCCAGUCGGCGAGGCGUACACAUGUUACAGGUUCUCCACUGAGGAGAAGAACUGGCUAGAAGCACGCAAGGACUGCCAGACCACUGAUAACGGAGAUCUGAUCAUUAUUGAGAACGCCCUGGAGAACCGGGGAAUUGCUGAGAUCACUGGGGGUCUAGACUGGUGGCUAGGAUUCUAUGAUCGCGCUAAUGAGGGUAUAUGGCGUUGGGUUGACUGUCAAGCGCCAACGGCGUGGGGCACAGCCAACUGGGAUGAUCCAUCGGGACCAGACAACGCCAACGGUGAUGAAGACUGUGCUAUCAUCUUAGAUACCUCAGGCCGGUACCAGGCUAUUCCCUGCGAGACACCCAGACGCUACAUCUGUGAGAUUGGCCAACCCAAAAACUUUGACGGUAAUCCAGUCAGGUUGUCUGGAUUUAGCUAUUCAACCAGCAGCAUUCAUCUGGAAUGGGUGCUUAGUCCACAACGCUGUGACGUCCUCAGCUAUUUCAUCCAGUACAGCACUGCAUCAGGCAGUCCGGAGGAAGCAUUUGUGACUGGUUCCAAUACUAAUGAGCUAGAUGUCUUUGAACUGGUGCGGGAUACCAGCUAUUUCUUCUCCAUUUCUGCAGUCACGUUCACAUCUGGAAAGCUACCAUACUCUGAUCCUGUUGAAAUCAAAACACUUCAGUUUGACAAUGAGUAUUGUCCCCCUGGCUGGCAAGGUGGCUGGGAGUACCAGUGUUACAAGAUUGUGUUGGAUCCUGUCACCUGGGACGAGGCGCGCGCUGAUUGCCGAUCAGUGGAGAACGGCGACCUGGUGGAUAUCAACUUCUAUGCUGAAUUGCAGUACAUCAACCAAACAGCUCCUGGUGAAACACUGUGGAUCGGUUACUAUGAUAAGGGUAUUGAAGGAGACUGGCGCUGGUCUGAUUGUGAACUGCCCAAUGCUUGGCAAGCAAUCAACUGGGCACCAGACUCACCCAAUGAUCCCCUUGGCAACCAGGACUGUGCGGAAAUGACCCCCGACCUCCUGUGGAAUGACCAACCCUGCAACGGCAAUGUCAGGAACGGAUACGUCUGUGAAAUAUACACCAAAAACUAUGCAGAUACUGACCAGAAUCCCUCCAAUCUCACUGGCCAAGCUCUGACGGCCACUAGGGUCUACCUGACCUGGCCCAUCAGUGUGCGUUUUGUCUGUGAUGUCCUCGGGUAUAAAAUCCAAUACUGGUUUGACGAUGAGGACCCAAAGAUCCAACGUGUAGAUGGGGCAAGCACUAACCGUGCAGUGGUGGAGGGUCUAGUGCCCAACAAGAACUACACGUUCUAUAUCUCAGCCUACUCAUCCCUCGGUGAUGUGACACCCACAGCCUAUGUCAAUGUGGUGACUCCUGAUGGAGAUCUCUGCCCCUCAGGCUAUCAGGAAGGCUACGACUAUGGCUGCUACAAGUUUGUCUCUGACAUGAAAGCUUGGAAUGAGGCCAGGACGGAUUGCUUAUCCACUCAAGAUGGUGAUUUAUUGAUCAUUGACAGCCAGGCAGAGCUGGAUUACAUCUCUCAGGUGAAGGAGAACAUCACUGGCACUUGGUGGAUUGGUUUCUAUGACACCGCAGAGGAAGGGGCGUGGCGUUGGGUGGAUUGCUCCACCCCCUCUGGUUUGAAUGGCACUUACUGGGCUAUUGGCCAACCUAGCGAUACUGAUGGAACAGAAAACUGUGCCGAGCUGACUCAAAACAGUAAAUUCAACGACAUAGCCUGCAGCAACCAGCUGAUGUAUGUCUGUGAAAUUACUCGCAAAGAGUUCUUCCCAAGUGAUGUAGAUCCGUCCAAUUUGGAGGGCUUGUCCACAACCUCUGAGUCUGUACUGCUUCGAUGGACAGUGUCGGACUAUAACUGCGACAUCCAGGGAUAUAAGGUUCUGUACAGUGUGGAUCAGGGAGCUGAACAAGAACAGGUUGUUCCUGGAUCCAACACAAACAAUGUGAAUAUUACAGGACUCCUGCCAGAUACUCUGUACAACUUCAAGUUGCUGGCAUACACUGCGUUUAGUGAUCGUGAGGUAACUGCAAUCACCACAGUGACAACUCUACAGAUUGACAACCCCUGUCCUGAAGAUGGCUGGGAGUUGGGCAAUGGGGGCAAGUGCUACAAGUUUGUGGAGCGGUUUGAGACGUGGUACGAUGCUCGGGCAGUGUGCAAGCAGGAUGCCGAUGGUGACCUAGUCAUCAUUGAGACCCAGGAAGAGAACUUGUACAUACAGGACAGAACCCAGGGUGGGGAUUGGUGGAUAGGUUUCUAUGACGUCUCAGUCGAGGGUGACUGGCGUUGGGUAGAUUGCUCCACCCCCUCCCCAUGGACGGCGUCCAACUGGGGCGCAGACCAACCCAACAAUCUCAACGGUAACCAGCAUUGUGGACAGAUCCUGAACGAUGGCAAAUAUAAUGACUGGCAGUGUGAUCGCACCAUGCAGUUCAUUUGUGAAAUCUCUCCUAAACCGUUUGAUCCGAGCGACGGCAACCCGACCCGCCUCCGACUUGCUGAAGACACGCCCAACAGCGUCCUGGUGCGUUGGCGCCCCUCCCUGGUCUCCUGUGACGUGAUUGGCUACCGGAUCAACUACAAUGAUCCAAUCAUCAACGGUUUCACGGAGGUACUAGGGGGCAAUACCUCUAGUGUGAUAAUCUCUGACCUGCUAGAUGGCUUCACUUACUUCUUUGCCAUCGCUGCCUUCACCCAAGAGCAACUGUUACCCUACAGUGAAAGAGUGUCUAUCGUCACUCCCUCUCUAGAUGGUUUGUGUGAGGAAGGAUGGGAGCCUGGACUAGACUACAAAUGCUACAAGUUUGGCAUCCAACAGAAGACGUGGGAGGAGGCAAGAGCAGACUGCCAGAGCGUCACUGAUGGGGACUUAGUCAUCGUAGAGACCCAGGAAGAACACAGUUAUCUGGUCAACAGAACACUAGGCGGUGAUUGGUGGAUUGGUUUCUAUGACCAAGGCACAGAGGGUGAUUGGCGCUGGGUGGACUGCCAAGCACCAGGAACCUGGGCCAGCGGUAACUGGGGCAGCAAUCAGCCCAACGACUUAGACGACAGCCAAGACUGUGGCCAGAUGCUGCAGACAGGGCUGUGGAAUGACUGGAAUUGCCAGCGACCCAUGCAGUACAUAUGUGAGAUCAAUCCAAAAGCCUUUACUUCCGAGGAACAAGGUCCCACCCUAUUCCGUGGCCGAGCCAAUGAUCCAGUCACCAUCCGGCUUAGCUGGACCCCCUCAGAGUACAACUGUGAGGUCCGCGGCUAUCGCAUCGUGUACGAGGAGGAAAAGGUUGGCAAGACAUUGACUGUAGAGGGCGGUGCAACCAGCUCGGUGUUGCUGAAGAGCCUCAGUCCGGGGGCUACGUAUGUCUUCUACAUCGGAGCAUUCACUAAGGACGACGAGCUGGAUCUGGAGAGUAGAUCAGUUCGAAUACAGCUACCCCAAACUGGGGUUUGUGGCGAGACUGACUGGACGGCAUCUAGUGGUAUGAUAGCAUCGCCUAACUACCCAGACGCUUACCCUGCCUUCCAAGAAUGUGUCUACACUAUCUCACUGCCAGAUGCUGCAGCAUCUGUCCAGAUAGAAUUUAUGGACUUUGACCUGGAAAAGGGGCACGACUUUUUGAUGAUGGGCCCUGGCCUGAUCCCAGACGUGGACAUUCAGUAUGCCCUGACUGGCAGUGAGCUGCCCCAGAUGGCUAUGAUUGACUCUAGCCAGGUGUGGAUGCGAUUCCUUUCAGAUGAAUCCAACCAGAGGUCAGGAUUCUCACUCAUGUAUUCAGCUGCUGAAGCUGACAUGAGUGGGGAGAGCGUAGGCAGUCUGACCAUAGUGCUCAUCAGCCAGUCAUUCAAAUCAUUCACCGAAGCUGUUCAGACUGAGUUUGCCAUCGCUGUGGCCAAUCAACUGAAUGUUUACUGCAAACUGGCUGAAGACAAUUGCUUGGUAGAUGCAACAGCAGAAUUCACAGACAAAGAGGUCCGCUUCGCCAGUUUGGAGGACGUAGCUGAAGGAUUACAAGUGACUUUCUGGGUGAUUGACCCCACUGAUCCUAUGCGACGUCAAGCCGCAUUGACUUCUAGUCAACUGCAGUCCAUGCUGAAUGAAUAUGGGGCGGAUGUCGAAAACGAUGGACAGUUCCAGUUUGUUGUACGUACUGAAUCCAAUCCACUGAGUGAACCAUGGGUCAUUGCACUCCUGUGUGUGCUGGGUUUUCUGGUUCUAAUAUUGCUGGUUGUCAUUGUUAAAGACCUGAGCAGCAGAAGAAAGAAAAGGCCAGGAUCAUCAUUGUCCAGCAGCGAUGUUGAAAUGAAGUCUCGUGACGACUUUAUGACCACAGAUGAUGCAGAGCUGAUCGCUAACAUUGACAAUGAAUCUGUGUCACCUGAUGAAAGAAGGGUUCCGAGUAGCGUGACCGCCAAUGUCUACUAUGUCAAUCCCGUUGCGGCAUCCAUGAACGACGAAGCUGAAGUUAGCCAAGAUCUGGGAAAUACCAAUGAUGUGCCUGAGGUCAGUGACCCCAAGGACGAGGUCAUUGAGGUCAGUGACCUCAAGGGAGAGGUCAAUGGGAAUGUGGAGGUUGAGGUUGAGCCUGAGCCGCUGUAUGCAACAACUACAAGGGAAUCAAUGAAGAAAGAGUAAU